AAAUAAAUUUUUUUCUUAAUGCCUGUGUGCACGUGUGUGUUUCUUUGUGUGCUUCGUGUGCAUAUGUUGGGUAUCUGCACCUCUCUUCACGUUCCCCAGCGGCCCAAAGCACUUCUUAGCUUAUCAUGGGACUCUGCAUACGCCUGUGCCAAAUACACAGGAACACGUUCACAUACCUUCUUGCCUGUCCGCCUACUCUUCUUGCCCCACCUCCAUAGUUCUUAUAGCCACACCCUGCAAGGAAAAACCCCAGACUCCUGUGAAGGCAGAAAGCAGACAAGGAUGUAUGUGUGGGUUCAGCAGCCCACAGCCCUUCUGCUGCUGGGACUCACACUUGGAGUUACAGCAAGGCGGCUCAACUGUGUUAAACAUACCUACCCCAGUGGUCACAAGUGCUGUCGUGAGUGCCAGCCAGGCCAUGGUAUGGUGAGCCGCUGUGAUCAUACCAGGGAUACUCUAUGUCAUCCGUGUGAGACUGGCUUCUACAAUGAAGCUGUCAAUUAUGAUACCUGCAAGCAGUGUACACAGUGCAACCAUCGAAGUGGAAGUGAACUCAAGCAGAAUUGCACACCUACUCAGGAUACUGUCUGCAGAUGUAGACCAGGCACCCAACCUCGGCAGGACAGCGGCUACAAGCUUGGAGUUGACUGUGUUCCCUGCCCUCCUGGCCACUUUUCUCCAGGCAACAACCAGGCCUGCAAGCCCUGGACCAAUUGUACCUUAUCUGGAAAGCAGACCCGCCACCCAGCCAGUGACAGCUUGGACGCAGUCUGUGAGGACAGAAGCCUCCUGGCCACACUGCUCUGGGAGACCCAGCGCCCUACAUUCAGGCCAACCACUGUCCAAUCCACCACAGUCUGGCCCAGGACUUCUGAGUUGCCCUCUCCACCCACCUUGGUGACUCCUGAGGGCCUGGGCCUGGGCCUGCUGGCUCCCUUGACUGUCCUGCUGGCCUUGUACCUGCUCCGGAAGGCUUGGAGAUUGCCUAACACUCCCAAACCUUGUUGGGGAAACAGCUUCAGGACCCCGAUCCAGGAGGAACACACAGACGCACACUUUACUCUGGCCAAGAUCUGAGCAUUACUACAGGAGUGGAUUUUAUGGGGCACGGACAACCCAUAUCCUGAUGCCUGCCAGUACCCUCCACACCGUUCUAGGUGCUGGGCUGGCUCUGGGCUUUCCUAUGUAUGCUAUGCAUACUACCUGCCUGGUGGUGCUCCUAAUAAACAUGCUAGCAGCUGUGAGUCUGUGACUGGCA
Molecule: messenger RNA, 1258 nt
Organism: Mus musculus (house mouse)
Lineage: Eukaryota; Metazoa; Chordata; Mammalia; Rodentia; Muridae
Gene: Tnfrsf4
Product: tumor necrosis factor receptor superfamily, member 4
Exons: 7
Coding region: 19-1077 (352 amino acids)
Biological process (GO): tumor necrosis factor-mediated signaling pathway; inflammatory response
Cellular component (GO): membrane
Molecular function (GO): tumor necrosis factor receptor activity
Source: RefSeq, a predicted model, not a curated record